UGGGGAGAACCCCUACCUGCUGCUUAUUUUAAAACAUGAAUUCGUUAAUUUGAAUGAAAAGUCGCUGAUGUGUUUCUGUAAAUUCUCCUUUAGAGACCCGAGUGACUGACGGCUGCUUUAAAGCCUCAUGGCGCAGCCAGGAAACUUCAGCAUCCCUGCUGGUGCUAAUUUAUCAUCUCACGAAGAAGAAGAAGAAGAAGAAGAAGAAGAAGUGGGACCACCAGGCGGACCGUCUCCUCUGUGUGUCCACGGACAAACCAACACCUCCACAGCCGGAGGUCUGACCCCGCAGGGUCCGGACAGGCUGGCCGGGGAGCGGGCUCUGGUGUCCGGCUUCAAACAGCUGAAGCUGGAGAAAGACGCUCAGAAAAACUGGGACUUGUUUUAUAAAAGAAACACCACGAACUUCUUCAAGGACAGACACUGGACCACCAGGGAGUUUGAAGAGCUCAGGGCCUGCAGAGAGUUUGAGUCGCAGAAGCUCGUGCUGCUGGAAGCUGGAUGUGGAGUCGGAAACUGCCUCUUCCCUCUGCUGGAGGACGACCUCAACAUCUUUGUUUAUGCCUGUGACUUCUCACCACGAGCCGUUGAAUUUGUCAAAAAAAACCCGGUGUACCGCCCCGAGCGCUGCAGGGCCUUCCAGUGCGAUCUGACCAAAGAUGAUCUGAGGGAGAACGUGCCGGAGGGCGCCGUGGAUGUGGUCACUCUCCUCUUCGUGCUGUCGGCCGUCCAUCCUGACAAGAUGAAGCUGGCUCUGCAGAACAUCAGCAGGGUGCUGAAGCCCGGAGGCGUCGUCCUGUUCAGGGACUACGGCCUGAACGACCACGCCAUGCUCCGGUUUAAAGCCGGCAGCAAGCUGGGGGAGAACUUCUACGUCCGCCAGGAUGGCACCCGGUCCUUCUUCUUCUCUAAAGAGUUUCUGGCGGCGCUCUUCGAGGAGACGGGUUUCGGGUGUGUCGCUAACGACUACGUCCUGAGAGAGACGGUCAACAAGAAGGAGGGGCUGUGCGUCCCCCGAGUCUUCCUGCAGAGCAAGUUCACCAAAGCCAGCCAAUCACAGAGCGGCUGAUGUCUCCUUACCUUAUCCAUGUCCAGACAUUAAAACUGAAACGUCUGAUUGACACAAAACGCUGAAACUUCAGCGGAGGAGGCUCAACACACCGCGGCGUUUGAAUCACGAGGAGAAGCAGCUUCAUAGAUAAGGUGAAUGAAGGG
Molecule: messenger RNA, 1215 nt
Organism: Labrus mixtus (cuckoo wrasse)
Lineage: Eukaryota; Metazoa; Chordata; Actinopteri; Labriformes; Labridae
Gene: mettl6
Product: methyltransferase 6, methylcytidine
Exons: 5
Coding region: 128-1069 (313 amino acids)
Source: RefSeq, a predicted model, not a curated record